This is a messenger RNA of Sorghum bicolor (sorghum), 1140 nucleotides long. RefSeq names its product dehydration-responsive element-binding protein 1A. The record is from RefSeq and is a predicted model, not a curated record. Gene Ontology annotation, biological process: regulation of DNA-templated transcription. Bases 127 to 849 code for a protein of 240 amino acids. The transcript has a single exon. NCBI's taxonomy places the organism in Eukaryota, Viridiplantae, Streptophyta, Magnoliopsida, Poales, Poaceae. Gene Ontology annotation, molecular function: DNA binding; DNA-binding transcription factor activity.
CCAUCGCAUCGCAAAACCACUCGAACACAAUUCUAAGCAGCAGCAGCAGAGGUAACCAAACAGUAAGCACAACAUCCACUCGAGAGCACUACCGAAGCAAUCGUUCCACGCGUGAUCCAGAGCAAGAUGUGUCCGCCGAUCAAGAAGGAGAUGAGCGCCGAGUCGUCGGCCUCAGCCUCGGCCUCGCCCUCGGCCUCGUCGGAGCACCAGACCGUGUGGACGUCGCCGCCGAAGCGGCCGGCGGGGCGGACCAAGUUCCGCGAGACGCGGCACCCCGUGUUCCGCGGCGUCCGGCGCCGGGGCAACGCCGGGCGGUGGGUGUGCGAGGUGCGCGUGCCGGGGAGGCGCGGCUGCAGGCUCUGGCUCGGCACAUUCGACACCGCCGAGGCCGCGGCGCGCGCGCACGACGCCGCCAUGCUCGCCAUCGCCGGCGCGGGCGCGUGCCUCAACUUCGCCGAUUCGGCUUGGCUCCUCGCGGUCCCGGCCUCGUACGCCAGCCUCGCCGAGGUCCGCCACGCGGUUGCCGAGGCCGUAGAGGAUUUCCAGCGCCGCGAGGGCGAGGGCGAGGCGGCCGCCGGGGAGGACGACGCGCGCUCGGCCACCUCGUCGUCAGUGCCGUCCACCUCAUCGGGCAAUGAGGACGACGCCGCUGCCACUGACGGCGAGGAGUCUUCGCCGGCCACGGAGGACUCGUCGCCGUUCGAGAUGGACGUGUUCAAUGACAUGAGCUGGGAUCUGUACUACGCGAGCAUGGCGCAGGGGAUGCUCAUGGAGCUGCCGUCCGCAGUUCCGGCGUUCGGGGACGACGGCUACGCCAAUGUCGCCGAUGUGCCACUGUGGAGCUACUAGAAUUGAUGACGUUGACAUCUUGAAUUUCCUGAUUUUUCUUCUGUGUUGGCUACCUAUGCCAUAUUUUGGGACUGUAGUGGUUACUAGUAUUGGUAAUGAAAACAGAGCAGGUUCGGAAAAGGAAAACAGAGCAUGACCCUGCCUCCCAAAACAGAGCACGAAACAGAGCAAGUUGGUAGCCAGAACCUAUUCCCACUAACGACGAGUCAGUUGGCAAAGCAUCACCAUUCGGCUUUCUUAAAACCAAUAUCUAAAUUCUCCUCAUAAAAAUUCUACAUCUCUUCAGACUUC